AUGGAAGUGAGAAAUCACACCAGAGUAUCCGAAUUCUUCCUCCAGGGCCUCUCGGAUGACCCAGAACUGCAGCCCCUCCUCUUUGGCUUAUUUCUAUUCAUGUACCUGGUCACCGUCCUGGGGAACCUGCUCAUCCUCCUGGCCAUCCUCUCUGACUCCCACCUCCACACCCCCAUGUACUUCUUCCUCUUCAACCUGUCUUCUGUUGACAUCUGUUUCAUUUCAACCACUGUCCCAAAGAUGCUGGUGAACAUCCAGGCACAGAGCAAAGACAUCUCCUACACUGGGUGCCUCACUCAGGUGUAUUUUUUUAUGAUUUUCGCUGGAAUGGAUGGUUUCCUCCUGACCGUGAUGGCCUAUGACCGGUUCGUGGCCAUCUGCCACCCCCUGCACUACACAGUCAUCAUGAACCCACGACUCUGUGGCCUGCUGGUUCUGGUGUGUUGGUUCAUCAUUUUCUGGGUCUCCCUCAUUCAUGUCCUACUGCUGAGGCGGCUGACCUUCUGUACAGGCACGGAAAUUCCACAUUUCUUCUGUGAAGUCGUUCAGAUUCUCCAGGUGGCCUGCUCUGACACCCUCGUCAAUAACAUCUUCUUGUAUGUGUCGACUGCCAUACUGGGUGUGUUUCCUCUCACUGGGAUCUUCUUCUCAUACUCUCUGAUUGUCUCCUCUUUAAUGAGAAUGUCCUCUGCAGCAGGAAAAUAUAAAGCCUCUUCAACAUGUGGGUCUCAUCUCUCUGUGGUCUCCCUGUACUAUGGGGCAAGCUUGGGGCUCUAUCUCAGUCCUGCUGGGGCCCAUUCUUCCCAGAGAAGCUCAGUUGCCUCAGUGAUGUACACUGUGGUCACCCCUAUGCUGAACCCCUUCAUCUACAGCCUCAGGAACAAGGACGUGAAGGGGGCCCUGGGAAAACUCCACAGUCGAGGAGCCCUUUGUCCAUGA
Suricata suricatta (meerkat) is the source of this 939-nucleotide messenger RNA. RefSeq names its product olfactory receptor 7D4-like. The transcript has a single exon. Gene Ontology annotation, biological process: G protein-coupled receptor signaling pathway. The coding region runs from base 1 to 939 and encodes 312 amino acids. The record is from RefSeq and is a predicted model, not a curated record. Lineage: Eukaryota; Metazoa; Chordata; Mammalia; Carnivora; Herpestidae. Gene Ontology annotation, molecular function: G protein-coupled receptor activity; olfactory receptor activity. Gene Ontology annotation, cellular component: membrane.